Messenger RNA from Naegleria fowleri, 1056 nucleotides. RefSeq lists its product as uncharacterized. NCBI's taxonomy places the organism in Eukaryota, Heterolobosea, Eutetramitea, Acrasida, Naegleriidae. The record is from RefSeq and is a predicted model, not a curated record. The transcript is spliced from 2 exons. Bases 1 to 1056 code for a protein of 351 amino acids.
AUGCCCAGUGACGAUAGCUUGAGUAUGGAUGGUGAUGCCGAAGAAGGCUUCGAAGUGCUUUUAGAUGAAAUUAAAAAUAAGGAAAAAUCUCUUCGAGAUGCUGUUUACAAUCUCCACAAAGCAACUUCAAAAGAACAACGAGCCACACUCAUUAAAAAAGCAGAACAAUUCUACAAACAAGCAAAAGAGAAUAUCAAUGUACUCAAAGAUGAUCUCUCUUCCUAUAAUGGAAAUAAGAAAAAAACAUAUCAAAUGGAAAUGAAGAAACUCGAACAAGCGAUUGCAAAGAGUUACAAUGACUUGACUCAAAUUAAAGAGAAUCGAGAGACUCCAGGAAGUGUCACAACCCCAACAGGAAGUGACAAUGGAUUGUCAGCAACUACUCCCACGACUGGAAAUAGAAAAUCAAGUAGUAACAUUUCAAAGACCACUUCAGACGAUGGAAUGACCACAACAUCUACAAGUUCAAAGAAAUCAGGAAAAAGAAAUGAUAAAAAUUAUGAUGAACAAGAUGGUGCUAUUAUUAUGGAUGAUGAUGGAGGAAAUGGUCAACCAAAACAAAUGCAAAAAGGUCACUCUCGUGUGGAUGAAAUUUUGACUAUUUAUGACAAGAAUAAUGAAAUGUUAGACAACAUGAUUAGAAUUGGAGAUGAGACCAUUCAAAUUGGAGCAGCAGCUGCUGAAAAGUUAAAACAACAAACAGAGAGAAUGGUUUUAAUUCAAAAAGAUUUGGAUGAAUUAGGAGACGGUUUGAAGAGAGCUAAAAAAGAAUUGAACGCAUUCAUUAGAGGAACUAAUUGUGACAAGGCAGUGAUUUGUAUUUUCAUUAUCAUUGUUUUGGUAAUGGUUGCAGUUAUUAUUGGAUGGCAAGUUGCAAAAUAUGUUUGCAUUAAGGGUAUCACCAAUACUUGCAUUGGAGGUUAUUCCAAUUCUUCUUCUUUUUCUGUCAAGGGAAGUAUGGAACCAUUCAAAGUGGAUACUUUAGGAGAAGAGUCCUUAAAAGUUUUGUCCACUCCCAUCACCACCACGAUCGUGGCUGAGAAGAAGGUGAAUUGA